Glycine soja is the source of this 2265-nucleotide messenger RNA. RefSeq names its product serine/threonine-protein phosphatase 5-like. The transcript has 14 exons. Gene Ontology annotation, cellular component: cytosol; nucleus. Gene Ontology annotation, molecular function: protein serine/threonine phosphatase activity; protein binding. The record is from RefSeq and is a predicted model, not a curated record. Lineage: Eukaryota; Viridiplantae; Streptophyta; Magnoliopsida; Fabales; Fabaceae. Bases 230 to 1852 code for a protein of 540 amino acids.
AAACCAGAAAGGAGUCCAUGAAUUAGGGUGGGUAGAGAGACAAAGUAAGAGAGAGAGAGGCGUUUGUGUUGUGUUGUGUCUCAUAAACCUCACACUCUCCCUCACUAUUCUCCAGCCUCCACUCGCUGAAAGAGACUCCUACUCGUCAAUCAUUGUGAAGAAAAGAAGUGAACACUGACUCUGUUAUUGUUCUGAAUUUCCUCACCCUAUACAACUAGUUUUAACGAACAUGGAAACUGAAAAGUCUAAUGUUUCAAAGGCUGAAGAAUUUAAACUCCUUGCCAAUGAAGCAUUCAAUGCUCGAAAAUUCUCCCAAGCCAUUGAUCUAUAUACACAAGCAAUUGAGCUGAACAGUCAAAAUGCAGUUUACUUUUCUAAUCGUGCCUUUGCCCAUCUUCGGCUUGAGGAAUAUGGUAGCGCAAUACAAGAUGCCACAAAGGCUAUUGAAAUUGAUCCUAAAUAUUCAAAGGGUUAUUACAGGCGAGGUGCUGCUCAUCUUGGGCUGGGGAAAUUCAAGGAAGCUCUGAAAGAUUUUCAGCAGGUCAAGAAAAUGUGUCCAAAUGAUCCUGAUGCAACAAAGAAAUUGAAGGAAUGUGAAAAAGCAGUAAUGAAACUUAAAUUUGAAGAAGCGAUUGCUGCACCAGAGUCUGAAAGGCGUUCAAUAGCUGAAUCCAUAGAUUUCCGAACAAUAGGAAAGGGCCGCAAUUCUUCGGUGUCAACCGAAGUGGCCAUAGCAGCAGUGACAGUAGCAGUUAUGGCAGCGGCGGUGAUGUUGUUCAGGACAUCAAAGACCACAAUAGUAGUUGCAAUUGUGGUUGGUUUGCUGUUGCUCCUUGGGGCUUAUUGGUGGAGUGGCCACAAUACUGAUGUUGAGCCACAAUAUUCAGGAGCAAGAAUAGAGGGGGAUGCUGUUACUUUGGAUUUUGUGAAAAAAAUGAUGGAAGAUUUCAAGAAUCAGAAAUUCUUACAUAAACGGUAUGCAUUCCAGAUUGUAUUGCAAACAAGAGAGAUGUUGCAAGCUUUGCCUUCUCUUGUUGACAUACAUGUUCCUGAUGGCAAACAUUUUACUGUUUGUGGUGAUGUUCAUGGUCAGUACUAUGAUCUUCUGAAUAUUUUUGAGCUUAAUGGGCUUCCUUCAGAAGAGAAUCCGUAUCUAUUUAAUGGUGACUUUGUGGAUAGGGGAUCUUUUUCAUUGGAAGUUAUCCUCACUUUGUUUGCAUUUAAGUGCAUGUCUCCAUCAGCCAUAUAUUUAGCCAGAGGAAAUCAUGAGAGUAAGAGCAUGAACAAGAUAUAUGGUUUUGAGGGUGAGGUGCGCUCGAAGUUGAAUGAAACAUUUGUCGAACUAUUUGCAGAAGUAUUCUGCUGUUUGCCUUUGGCUCAUGUGAUAAAUGAGAAAGUUUUCGUAGUUCAUGGAGGUCUUUUUAGUGUUGAUGGGGUCAAACUCUCUGACAUCCGAUCAAUUAAUAGAUUUUGUGAGCCUCCUGAAGAAGGGUUGAUGUGUGAAUUGCUAUGGAGCGAUCCACAACCUCUCCCUGGAAGGGGCCCAAGUAAGCGUGGUGUAGGCCUUUCUUUUGGUGCAGAUGUUACAAAAAGGUUUUUGCAGGAAAAUAAUUUAGAUUUAGUUGUGAGAUCUCACGAAGUAAAGGAUGAGGGUUAUGAGAUUGAACAUGAGGGUAAACUCAUAACUGUGUUUUCUGCUCCAAAUUACUGUGACCAGAUGGGUAACAAGGGUGCCUUUAUUCGAUUUGAAGCGCCUGAUUUGAAACCUAACAUUGUCACAUUUUCAGCGGUGCCACACCCUGAUGUCAAACCUAUGGCAUAUGCAAACAACUUCCUCCGGAUGUUCUCAUAAUUUAUACAGCUGACUAGAAGCCUAGAACUGCCAAUUGUUAUGCUGUUUUGCAAUGACUGUGUUAUGCCCUAAGGGCAAGUUUAAGGUGGUGGCUAGCGAAGAUUUGGUACAUGUUGGCCACUGUUGUUAUGUAUAAUAUUUUUGGCUUAAAAUUUUAUUAAAAUUCAUUUUUUCUCCCCCCUAAUGUUACCCCUUUAGCUUGUGCCUUGUCAUUUGGCAAACAAGUGUAAGAAAAAUUUGCAUCUUCAUUAGCUUUGUGAAACUCUAGUGAUAAUGUUUACUUAAAACUGAACAUGGACACUGCAUAGAUGGAUGCAAGACCAUUUACUUUGUGUUUCUGCUAGUGUCUAGCUGUUGAUUAGACUUGGAUCCCAAGUUUCAAUUGAAUGAGAUAUUUGUUUUAUGCAAGACCA